GCGCAGAUGGCAACCGAAUCCCGCUGGAGACCAACGCCACACCUGGCAAAUUUGAAAUCGGACCCGAUCGACAGAGUGCGCAGCCGAACCGCAAUGGGAACAUCAACCGAACCAUCCGGCGCGCCCACUAGGCGCCAUCACAUGGGAUGGCCGGACACCCAGCCCGCAUGUCACGUCAUCCUCAGUUCCCGCUGAUUCGUAUGGGCAUAGCUAUGGGUCGCCCCGCCAUAGCCUGGAUGGCAGGCCAUCAUUCUCUGGCAUAUCUCGCCAAGAUAGCAGCACAGAGCCGCCCAGGAUGUUCACGCCCAGUAACUUUGCUUCGCAGAUGGACUCCGCAGCACCGGGUUAUGGGAACUUUCCAAACUAUGCAACGCAGCCAGAUCACCAGCAGCAACAGCCACAGCAGCCUACACAGCCGCCACAGUGGGGCGAUCCGGUUUUGUGCCAGGAACGCUGGCCAGGGCGGAUUCAUCACCCCUAACACGUCUUUUGUGCCCGCGGCGGCAGCUUUAUUGGCAGGUUCAAGGGGACCGAGCUUCGACAUGGGAUACGGAGGCAGCGGCGCGAUUGAGAGCAGCGGCGCGCCCCCAGCAGCGCACGUGCACUCUGGAUAUAGCGGUCAGCAUGGGGCAGCGCAGAGCAGCGGCUCUGUAGCUGUGGCAAACCACGGCUACGGCAGUGCAGAUUCUGGGGCUGGAGCCGGCAAUACCAACGGCGACGACGACGAGGAUAUGUUUGGGUUUUCCAAGGGUAAGAAACAAGUGUCAGCGGCUUCUGCGCAGUCAGCCCAAACCACACAGGUGCACCCCAGGUCAGCGCUGAAGCCACCCGCAGCUCGGUGCCCUCUGCUCGGGCAUCAACCGAUGCCAAGGGCGAAAAGACGGCGGGAAGGGUGAUGGAGAGGGCGACGACAAGGCCAGCAGCGGAGUAUUCGGAAUGUUCAAGAGCCUUUGGGGCGGACGCAAGAACCAAGCCAAUUUGGGCGAGGAGUCACACUUUGUAUAUGAUCCUAUUCUGGAGAGGUGGGUGGAUAAGAACGCUGCUGGAGACCAGCAGGACAGCGGGCCGCUGC
Molecule: messenger RNA, 1072 nt
Organism: Kickxella alabastrina
Lineage: Eukaryota; Fungi; Kickxellomycota; Kickxellomycetes; Kickxellales; Kickxellaceae
Exons: 1
Coding region: 147-896 (249 amino acids)
Source: RefSeq, a predicted model, not a curated record